UUGUCAUUUUUUCUAGCAAUUGUGCUAACCAUUUUUGCGAACGUUUUUAAUUUUAUUGGUUUUGUAUCUCCGUUUUGGAUUGUUUCAAGAGAUGGCGACAAUUAUGGCUUCGUGCGUCUUGGAUUGUGGGAAGUCUGUUUCAAAAACUUUAUUUUUGCGGAAGAUUAUAUCUCGAAAGCAUACGAUGGCUGCUGGUAUAUAUAUAGACAAGAAUUCAAAUACAUUCGUUUUUGGAUAAACCCUCCUUGGUUUAUAAUAAUACAGAUAACAUCGAUUGUUAAUAUUACCUUCAGCCUCGGUGGCCUUAUUCUUAUUUUGCAAAAUGCUGCUGGAAUCGAGACUACGUUUUGCACUUUGUCAAGCAGUCCAAUUAUAUUUCUGCAGUCAGUUGUUGUUGCUUGUCUGACUGUCAUAACAAUUGUGCUUGGCCUUAUGUCAAAAGAUCGCCAAUGGCUGCCAUUUUCUGACAGAAACACGGUGGGUUGGGGUCUUGGUUUCUCAGCAACAGCCGGCAUAUUGACUUUACUUAGUAUCUUCUGCUUGCUAGUUGACCAGCUUGCACACUACAGCGAACAGAUUUACCACAAACUACUUGAAGAAAAAGGCAUUACUACUGUGCACUCAAUUCCUCCCGAUAUUGCCCCUGGACAUGAUAACGUGCCUGCUUCAGGUAUAUCGCAGCCCGGUCCUGUUGGGACUGAAUCGCGAUUAGGCGGAGUUCCAUCUCUGUUUAUGACGGGAUCUCUGCCUUCAGUUGGCGGUGGCGCAGGUGGUGGGCCUGCGACCCGAAUAUUCUCAGUUCUCGGAGGAGCGAAGAGUGCCAUCCUUUCAAAAUAUGGUGAAACACGGACGACCAUUCCUGGGCUUGCAAUGAAACCAGAAGCUCAGACGACUUCGGGUGCAUUAGUGUCUGCAAGACUGCGUGAGAACUUACAGAGUGAGCGACCAAUAGAACCACCAACGGCGCAACCAGCUGUUGGGUCUAUUCACUCACUCAAUGCACCAGCCACUGGCGGACUACAAGAAAGACCCGUCAUUGUUUAUGGAGCUUCGAGAGGAAAUAUUAUCAAAGAUUCGGCUGUGUAA
Messenger RNA from Mesocestoides corti, 1086 nucleotides. The record is from the annotation of a GenBank genome assembly. NCBI's taxonomy places the organism in Eukaryota, Metazoa, Platyhelminthes, Cestoda, Cyclophyllidea, Mesocestoididae.